This is a messenger RNA of Pocillopora verrucosa, 2084 nucleotides long. Its product is annotated as putative phospholipase B-like 2. Gene Ontology annotation, molecular function: glycerophospholipase activity. Gene Ontology annotation, cellular component: extracellular region. The record is from RefSeq and is a predicted model, not a curated record. Gene Ontology annotation, biological process: phospholipid catabolic process. Lineage: Eukaryota; Metazoa; Cnidaria; Anthozoa; Scleractinia; Pocilloporidae.
AAGGCGAGCGUUUGCUACGAGCAAUCUGGGUUCUACAUCUCGUGACAAGGAAAAAACCAUGGCUCUCACAAUCUUGAAGUGCUUCUUCCUGAUUUUUGGCUACAUUAUCAAAGCGAAAGGAGAGGAAAGCCUUGCUUCGGUGGUACUUGGUAGUGAUGGCGAAACUCUGCUUUUAAAACCUGGAUAUGAUUCCUCUCAGCCUAUGGCAGCCUGGGGUAAAUUCGAUGAUAAGAUAAAUUCCACCGGAUGGACUUUCCUCGAGAUCCACUCAAAUGCAUCAUUAUCAGAUGCAGUGCAAGCAAAGGCAGCAGGAAUGACAGAGGGAUCUUUAACUGCAGAACUAAUGCACAAAAGUUAUCAGAACACUUUAGCUGGCUAUUGUGAUGCUGAACCAGAAUUUUGUGAGACGCUGGGAAAGUUUUUGGGUGAUAACCUGAAGUGGAUAUCUGAGCAAAUUGCCAGCAACCCUACAGAUAAAUAUUGGUACCAGAUAAACCUGAUACUUAAGCAGUUUGAAGGAAUUAAGGAAGGCUAUCUGCAGAACAAAAGUGUUCCUUCAAUUGAUGAUCUAGGAUUCCUCCUUAUCCAAGCUGAUGGUGAUCUGGAAUCUCUAGAGCAGGCACUAAAAAAGAAGAAAGUCCACCGUGUAUUUGGCUCAGGAUCCUGUUCAGCACUUAUAAAGUUGUUGCCUGGCAACAAAGACUUGUACAUCUCUCAAGUCACAUGGACAUCAUAUGCAGAGAUGUUAAGAGUGUUUAAGUUCUAUGAUUUUCCAUUUACUGUCAGUGGAAAUAAAGGAGAAAUUAUUCCGGGCAGUAAAGCAAGUUUCUCUUCUUACCCUGGCUUGAUGACAAGCGGAGAUGACUUUUACAUGUUAAGCAGUGGAAUGGUCUCUCAAGAGACCACAAUUGGUAAUAGCAAUCCAGAUCUGUGGAAAUAUGUUUAUGCAGAGGGAAUUGUUCUAGAGUGGAUGCGCACAUUGGUAGCCAAUCGUUUGGCAAGAACAGCUGCUGAAUGGACUUAUCUCUUUGGAACACACAACAGUGGAACUUACAACAAUGAGUGGAUGGUUCUUGAUUAUAAAUUAUUCACUCCUGGUGAGCCGAUCAUUCCAGGAACAUUGUUGAUACUGGAGCAGUUACCUGGGAUAGUUGAAGUUGCAGACAUGUCUGUCUUCUUGCAGGAGAAGACAUACUGGGCUAGCUACAAUUUACCUUAUUUUCCAUACAUAUUCAACAUGAGCGGAACGAGAGAGAGCUAUGAGAAGUUUGGCUCAUGGUUUAGUUAUGAUGGCGCUCCAAGAGCACAGAUGUUCAAACGUGAUCACAACAAGGUUGUUGAUAUGGACAGCAUGAUGAAACUUAUGAGGUACAAUGACUAUAAGCACGAUCCAUUAGCUCGUUGUAACUGCACCCCACCCUACAGCGGAGAGAAUGCCAUCUCUGCACGAUCGGACUUGAACCCAGCCGAUGGAAAGUAUCCAAUUGCAGCACUGGGUCACAGGCAACAUGGAGGAAUUGACGCCAAGCUGACAAAUUCAGAGAUGGUGAAGACAUUGCAGUGUGUGGCUGUCAGCGGUCCAACGCAUGACCAGCAGCCUGUCUUUAAGUGGAGCACUUCAGGUUGGAAAAGGCCCAUGGGACAUCCUGACGCCUGGGACUUUGAACCAGUCACUGUCAAGUGGGAUGACGAUUUGUCGGACGAUUUUUAACACCAUAUUUGACUUGGAAUUAUUCGUGUGUCUUUAUCCAGUAACUAAUACUUCGAUAGGAAAAAAAGUCGUUGAGUAGUUUGUAGGUAAGGAAAGAGAAACAAUCCAUUGAUUGAGUAUCCUUCCAAAAGUCAGUUAGACGAUGAUUUUGUUCUGCACAACAGAUUGUAAGUAUUUACCGUGGGAACUAUCAUAUUUUGUAACACGUUUUUUAGUAAUGAAGUAUUUCGUUUAGAUUUGAUGUUGUGAUUAAACUGAUUCUCCUUAGUUUUUUUUAUUUGAUAGGCAGUAUUUCUUCAGGUUCUGGCUUAACCAAGAACACUUUGGCUAAGUCAUUUUCUUUUUUUAACCGAUUAAAAAAAUUUUUAAGACA